UCUUCCCUUCAUCACUUCCCUUUCUUUCUAAAUUCCUUCCAUUUACAUAAAAAAAAACAAAGAAAACAGAGAUGGGUAUCUCAAAUUCCAAGAAAAGUAUCAUUUUUUUUCAAUUAAUUCUCCAAUUAACUCUGAUUCAUUCAGCCAUAACUCCACAAAGCAGCACAGAGUUCAUAAAAAGCUCUUGCAGUUCCACCACUUACCCUCGUCUCUGUUUUUCAUCUCUUUCAGUCCAUGCCAAUGCCAUCCAAACAAGUCCCCGCCUUUUGGCCACCGCCGCUCUCUCCGUUUCCCUCUCCUCCGUCAAGUCCACCACCACUCAAAUCCUCAAGCUUUCUCACUCCCAUGGCCUCUCCUCCAGAGAUGUCUCUGCUCUUAACGACUGUUUGGAAGAACUGAGUGACUCUGUCGACUCCCUCGCUGCUUCCAUUUCCGAGAUGCCGAAGCUCCGUGGCAGCAAUUUCGAUCUCGCAAUGAGUAAUGUUCAGACAUGGGUUAGCGCCGCUCUGACCGAUGAAACCACGUGUAGCGAAGGGUUUAAGGGGAAGACGGUGAAGGGAGGCGUUAAGGCUGCGGUUAGGAGUAGGAUUGUCAACAUUGCGCAAUUGACGAGUAAUGCUCUGUCUUUGAUUAAUCGGAUCGCUGAUUUGCAUUAGCUGUAUCUUGAAGUGCACCACCUGUCUCAAAAUAUGACGAUGGUAGGUGAAUUUGUGUGUACUAUAUUUUAUUGGUGUGUGAGAUUUGAAAGUUGCAAUUGUAAGUAUGAUAUUUAGGUUAGAGGGUGGAGUUUUUGUCAUAGUAUUAUUUUAUAAUUGGUAAUAUAUAGGUUUAAGUAGUGUUUACGUGUGGGGAUUGGAGUUACUUUUGCAUUAUUAAUUGCAAGGAGUAUGUAUGUAUUAUAUUUGGAUUUUGAUUUUAUUGAAGUUAAAUUAGGCUUUGUGUGGA
Cucumis melo (muskmelon) is the source of this 945-nucleotide messenger RNA. Its product is annotated as 21 kDa protein-like. The record is from RefSeq and is a predicted model, not a curated record. Gene Ontology annotation, molecular function: enzyme inhibitor activity. The transcript has a single exon. Lineage: Eukaryota; Viridiplantae; Streptophyta; Magnoliopsida; Cucurbitales; Cucurbitaceae. The coding region runs from base 72 to 656 and encodes 194 amino acids. Gene Ontology annotation, biological process: negative regulation of catalytic activity.